GAAGUAAUCUCCAUAGCUACUGCCAGGGGAGACUCGAUUAUUACCAGGUCAUCAUGCAAGAUGACCAACUUGCAAGUGUGGUAUCUUCUGUCCUACGCGAGGCGUUUAGUACAGGCAUUCUGUCAGCUCCCAUCAGCUCUAGGGACCUUCUCCUCCAUCUCAUCUCCUCCAAGGCCGGGACUGGUUCACCAACGCUAAAGCUGACGGACUUACGUCGGGUGGACACCGUUUUGGAGUGGUUGGAGAACCACUGGGAGCACGGAACGAUAAGAACCAGUCGCGAUGACGAUGCUCUGACUAUCGUCGAUGUAUGUCUUGGCAAUACCCGCGUUAACGUAUUGAACCCCCGGAAGCGGAAGCGGGCAGUUGAUGAGGAAGCCGAUUCCGCUGCUGGUGAUGAGAAUGAUGAAUCCUCCUCGCGUAGUCUUAGUCGAUCUCCUCCACCCUCCAGAACGCCGCUGGGAAGUCUCAGCAAGGAACUAAAGGAAGUGUAUGCCCUUCUCCAACGUAGUACCGCAAAGGGGCGUCUCUUGGCUGAGCGUUUUCGCUCUGUUCAUCCAACCUUCAAUCCAAUCUGUCCGCACGUCACCAAGGAUGAGUGUUUCAAAGCCCGUCGCGAUGCUUCAGGGGGUUCUGGUCCCGAAGCUACACAGACGACGUUGUCCGCUUGCGGUCGCGUGCACUUCCGACCGCUCAUCCGACCACACACCGAUCCUUCUCUCGGACAUUGUUCCUAUCUGAACACCUGUUAUUCCGAACCCACAUACGCACAGUCUCCUUCAAUACCGUCGUUCCCGUCGGGAAGCGCCACGAGGUCAUCUUUACCAUCAGGACUUGGUGCGGGGGGUAGAGGUAAAGAGAAGGCACCGUGUCGUUACCUGCAUUUUGAAGUGGACUGGGACGAGAAAGAUGGAGCUGCUGCCAGCGGUGAUCAUACGAGGGAGGCAUUAAAGGCAGAAAAGCCGUUCAAGUUGGAAAUUGGCCUCGGUCCAUUCAAUAAAGAUGCACAGGUGCUGCCGCCUCAGUGGAUUAAUUGCGACCUGCGCCAUUUCGACUAUUCCGUUCUUGGGAAAUUCCAUGUCAUCAUGGCCGAUCCUCCAUGGGAUAUUCAUAUGAGUUUACCCUAUGGGACAAUGACCGACGAUGAGAUGCGAGCCAUGCCAAUCCCUGCUUUGCAGGACGAAGGUCUCCUCUUCCUAUGGGUCACGGGACGUGCAAUGGAAGUCGGGCGGGAAUGUCUUCGUGUUUGGGGUUACACACGCGUCGACGAAGUUGUUUGGGUGAAAACCAAUCAGCUUCAGCGCGUUAUUCGUACAGGGCGCACAGGCCAUUGGCUUAACCAUACCAAAGAGCACAUGCUCGUAGGAGUGAAAACUCACCUCGAUGGAGCAGGAAAUCUCAAGUUUCCGAGCUGGGUUAACCGCGGCCUCGACACAGAUGUGAUAGUAAGCGAGGUACGCGAGACGAGUCGCAAGCCGGACGAGGUAUAUGGCCUCAUCGAACGGAUGUGUCCCGGAGGCCGGAAGGUAGAAAUCUUUGGACGUAAGCACAAUACCAGACCAGGAUGGCUCACGCUCGGGAAUCAGCUCGGCCCAGAUCAGAUAUUCGAGGAAGAUCUGGCCGCUAGGAUCCGAGCCCGUUACCCAGAGAGACUCGGGAGUCUUUCUACGGGACCAUUAUAGCUUUGGCGGUCCUAGCAUGAGUGCAUGAUGCAGUGAUCUGCCCAUGUCAUCAGGUGUACAGUAUUACCAGAAGUUUUGGGAGUUCGUGCUUCUUAAGCUGGUUGGCAUGUAGAUAUCGAUGAUUCUCGUGUGCUAAUAAGUUACAUAGAAAUCCGUUCCAGUGGUGUGGCGGUCAACAGCACAAGUACACCGUUAUUG
Molecule: messenger RNA, 1880 nt
Organism: Pisolithus orientalis
Lineage: Eukaryota; Fungi; Basidiomycota; Agaricomycetes; Boletales; Pisolithaceae
Product: MT-A70-domain-containing protein
Exons: 6
Coding region: 54-1682 (542 amino acids)
Cellular component (GO): nucleus; RNA N6-methyladenosine methyltransferase complex
Molecular function (GO): mRNA m(6)A methyltransferase activity
Source: RefSeq, a predicted model, not a curated record